Molecule: messenger RNA, 259 nt
Organism: Paramecium pentaurelia
Lineage: Eukaryota; Ciliophora; Oligohymenophorea; Peniculida; Parameciidae
Source: the annotation of a GenBank genome assembly
AUGGACACACCUCCAUAAAAUAAUUACAAACAUAAUGCUGAUGAUAAUUAUAGACAUGAUCUUUGUUAAAAAAUCCAAACAAAAACUGGAAGUAAAAUUAAAUAUUUUAUAAGAAUUGACUCAAAAUUAAUAAGCAAAAUAAUUUUCAGAAAAAGAUCAACUCUAAAAGAUGUAGAAUGAUUUAAGGGGACAAUUAAAGUAUAUUGAUGAAACAAAUUGGAUGUUUGAGGGAUUGAACAAUGCAAAUGAUAAUUUUUGA